This is a messenger RNA of Agelaius phoeniceus (red-winged blackbird), 1984 nucleotides long. Lineage: Eukaryota; Metazoa; Chordata; Aves; Passeriformes; Icteridae. The record is from RefSeq and is a predicted model, not a curated record.
AUGAGCGGGCGCUGGGACGUGGGCCGGGCCCUGGCGCUGGCCGCGCUGUUCCGGGGGCUGCAGGGCGCGGGCCGGGGCUGCGCCGAGCCCUUCCUGCCGCUCUACCUGCGGCUGCUCGGGCUGCCCGCGCCGCUGGUCGGGGCGGCGGCCGGGGCCCGGCUGCUGGCGGCGCUCGCCGUUCCGCUGUGCUGCCCGCGGGGCCGCGCCGGGCGGCGCCUGCUGCUGCUGGGCUCGGCGCUGGGCUCGGCCGGGGCCAGCCUGGCGCUCACCCUCAUCCCGCCCGCGGGGGACACGGGGCGCUCGGGCUGCAGCCUCUCUGUACCCAGCUCUGUGCCCGGCCCUGUGCCCAGCCCGGUGCCCAGCCCCGGCAGGAGCAGUGACGGGGCGCUGAACCCCAGCGCUCUGCCGCACACCAGAGCCGUGCCAGGGCGAGCGGGCACAGCGGCUGCUGAGGUGGUGGCAGCGAGCAGGGAGCCCGCUCCGGGCAGUUCAACCUCCCAGGCGUUGCUGGGCACAGCAGGUGCCCUUCAGGAACGCGGCAGAGGGCCUGGGGAAGGUGAUCCAAAGGGAAAAGGCUCCUUGGAUGGUCCCUCUGGCCCGACAGUGAAAGGCAUCGAUCAGCAGACACCGGAACCAGGAGGGCCGGCAUCCUACAGCCCUCCCUCCCCCAGGCUCCAGAAGGAAACUCCGGACUCUGCCGCCACCGAUCCUGCUGAUAAUGCUGAGGAAAGCCUAAAUGCCACCGAGAGUAACGAGCCAGCUUUGUUUAAAACAGCUCUUCCCGCUGUUGGAGGUGCCCACGUGUCCGAAAACCUUUCCGACUCUCGAGGUGCCAGCUUGGAGGCAGUGCAGAGCACCUCCCAGGACACAGAGUACCGGGUUUUUCUCAUGGUCCUGGGCGCCGUGGUGCUUUGGGAGCUGCUGGCCACGUCCCUGGAAUGGGCCAUGGAUGAGAGUGUCUACGAGUACCUGGACUUUGUGGACGCCACGGACAGGCACGGGCGGCUGUGGCCGUGGGGCUGCGUGGGCGCGGCCGCCGGAGCGUGCGGCGUGUCCGUGCUGGUGGAGCAGCUGGAUUGCACCCUCGGCGGCUCCGUACCCCGCCUGGCCGUGCACUUCUACGCCUACGCUGUGCUGGUGGUGCUCUCGCUGACGGUCGGCGUCUCCUUUGCCAGCCACGCUCCCAGGCGCGGCGGCCGCGCUCCCGGGCUGCCCAAGGCGCUGUCCCUGCUGCGGGGCCACGGCCGGGCGCUGCUCUUGGCAGCCACCCUGUUCCUCGUGGGCGCCGCCAGCGCUGCCAGCCACAGCUUCCUCCCGUGGCAGCUGCAGGACCAGGGCAGCAGCGAGCUCCUCCUGGGGCUCUGGGUGGCCCUGGGGCCGCUGGCGGAGCUGGCGCUUCACCCGCUCGGGCCGCGGCUGCUGCGGGCGCUGCCGGGCGGUGGGGCCGAGGCGCUGGGCCUGGGCGCGCUCGCAGCGCAGCUCCUGAGCUAUUCCCUGCUCCGGGUGCCCUGGGCGGCGCUGCCCCUGCAGGCGCUGUCCGGCCUCGGCGGCGGGGCCCUGCGGUGGCGCAUGCAGGGCACGGUGCGGGACGCGGCCCCGCCGGGCACGGAGCGCGCCCUGCUCGCUCUGCUGCGGGCGCUGGGCACGGCAGGGGCCGGCCUGGGCAGCCUCGGGGCAGGGUUUGUGGUGCAGCACCUCGGGCUGCCCGUGCUGCUCCAGGCCAGCUGCGUGGGGCUCGGCGUCUGGACCCUGUUCUUCCUAAUUGUCCGAUGCAGAUUGCCCCGGCAGAGAAAAAUCAAUUAUUCCCGGCUCCUGGCUGCGGAUUCCAGUGAAGUGAGUGAUUCUGAGGAGGAGGACGAGAAGGACUGGCUGGUAAAGGCUAUGAAGGACGAGAGCUUUAACAGGAAUUGGAUACAGCAGCAUGGGAUCAACUAGUCCGUACCUAAAUCUGUGGGGUGGAGUGGGAACCUGGGGUAAUGAUAGU